Neltuma alba is the source of this 1765-nucleotide messenger RNA. Its product is annotated as shaggy-related protein kinase eta. The coding region runs from base 110 to 1339 and encodes 409 amino acids. Lineage: Eukaryota; Viridiplantae; Streptophyta; Magnoliopsida; Fabales; Fabaceae. The record is from RefSeq and is a predicted model, not a curated record. Gene Ontology annotation, molecular function: ATP binding; protein serine/threonine kinase activity. The transcript has 12 exons. Gene Ontology annotation, biological process: cell differentiation; brassinosteroid mediated signaling pathway; peptidyl-threonine phosphorylation. Gene Ontology annotation, cellular component: cytoplasm; nucleus.
CUUCAGACACACAGGAGAGAGAAAAUUGACAGGGUAAGAGAGAGAAGCAGAGGAAAGAAGGGUAAGAGAGGGGCAGCAAGGGAAGAGAGUGUUUGUGUAGUAGUCUCACAUGUCUUCCAUGCCGUUGGGGCCGCACCAGCACCAACCGCUGGCGGCGGUGGCAGCUCCCCAACCUCCAGCUCCGUUGCCGGCGCAAGCUGAGAAUGACAAGGAAAUGUCGGCUGCAGUUCUUGAGGGGAACGAUGCAGUCACUGGCCACAUAAUCUCCACCACAAUUGGAGGGAAAAAUGGUGAACCUAAGCAGACCAUCAGUUACAUGGCAGAGCGUGUUGUUGGCACUGGUUCAUUUGGAAUUGUUUUCCAGGCAAAGUGUUUGGAGACUGGGGAAGCAGUGGCUAUAAAGAAGGUCUUGCAGGAUAGGCGUUACAAGAAUCGUGAGCUGCAGUUAAUGCGCUUAAUGGAUCACCCAAACGUCAUUUCCCUGAAGCACUGUUUCUUCUCUACAACAAGCAGAGAUGAACUUUUUCUCAAUUUGGUUAUGGAAUAUGUCCCUGAAACAUUGUACCGAGUUCUAAAACACUAUACUAGUAUGAACCAAAGGAUGCCUCUCAUCUAUGUGAAACUCUAUACAUAUCAAAUCUUUAGGGGACUAGCAUACAUCCAUACGGUACCAGGAGUUUGCCAUAGAGAUGUGAAACCUCAAAAUCUUUUGGUUGAUCCUCUCACUCAUCAAGUUAAGCUUUGUGAUUUUGGAAGUGCAAAAGUUCUGGUCAAUGGUGAAUCAAACAUUUCAUACAUAUGUUCGCGUUACUAUCGGGCUCCAGAACUAAUAUUUGGUGCAACAGAAUACACAACGUCUAUUGAUAUUUGGUCAGCUGGUUGCGUCCUUGCUGAGCUGCUUCUGGGUCAGCCAUUGUUUCCAGGAGAAAAUCAGGUGGACCAGCUUGUGGAAAUCAUCAAGGUUCUUGGUACUCCAACUCGAGAAGAAAUUCGUUGCAUGAACCCUAAUUACACAGAUUUUAGAUUCCCUCAGGUUAAAGCUCAUCCGUGGCACAAGGUUUUCCACAAGCGAAUGCCUCCUGAAGCAAUUGACCUUAUAUCAAGGCUUCUCCAAUAUUCGCCUAGUCUGCGCUACACUGCGCUGCAAGCAUGUGCACAUCCUUUCUUUGAUGAGCUCCGGGAGCCCAAUGCACGACUACCCAAUGGCCGCCCACUGCCUCCACUUUUCAAUUUCAAACAGGAACUGUCUGGAGCAUCGCCCGAAUUGAUAAGUAGGCUCAUCCCAGAGCAUAUUAGGCGGCAGAUUGGUCUCAGCUUCCCUCAUCCCACUAGUACAUAGGUGUAAAAAGAUAUCAAAGGAGUCAGCUAUUCUGGCAAUCAACACGUAAUGAAAGGAUGGCCUGUAGGUUAUGGCCCAAUAUUCUUCAGAGUUCCUCCUCCUAUGAAGAUGAAAGCGUGUACUGGCUGCUCAGCAUUACCUGGAAAUCGGUUCUUCUGUCUAUCAGUUUAGUUAUAGAAAACUAUUCCCUGCGUCUGUACAUUGUUUUUGAUCAGAUUCCAGAAAGCUAGGAGUACAAAAUGGAUCGUGUUUAUAUAGGUAGGGGUUGCGAGAGCCCACCAAAUGUUGAAGGGCCUCGGGUGGUAUUAGUUCCGCUUGGUUUUUACAUAAUCAUAGUCAAUGUUGUGUUCAUGCUUUGUCCUCUUGCUUAUGACAAUAUCUCGGUUCGAAACCAGAUUUAUCUUUUAAUUAUUUAUUUAUCCUGUA